Molecule: messenger RNA, 1146 nt
Organism: Aureobasidium pullulans EXF-150
Lineage: Eukaryota; Fungi; Ascomycota; Dothideomycetes; Dothideales; Saccotheciaceae
Exons: 2
Coding region: 1-1146 (381 amino acids)
Source: RefSeq, a predicted model, not a curated record
AUGAACCGUUAUGAUGCUGCCCGGCGAAGGCAGGCCCGCCCUGGCAGAUCCGCUCUAGGCUAUUGGGUACCGCUGGUCGUGACGGUGACUAUUGCGACUGCUGGUUUAGCCGCCUGGAUCUGGAGCGAACGCCAGCAAGACGACGACGAUAACGAUGAUAACGACCAAAGAAACGGCCUAGAAGACGACAAAUAUGACCACCCUCUCGAUUAUCCCGAGGACCUAUCCGACCAGCAAGCAGAGCCCCGCGACGAAGGCUUCCUAGCUCGCAUGACGGGCCGCACCCCUUCACCACAGCAAUUCUUUGAUAGAACUGGUCAACGUAUACGUGCCGCAGUAGGCUUAUCUGGAGAUGGAAGACAAGAAGAAAGAGCCGAACCUGCCUUUUCAGAUAGCGAACAUUGGAAUGAAGAAGCCGAGAGCAAGCGAUCACAACAACCCACUUGUUCCCGGCCCAUCGGCAAUAAAGCAAAGAGAAACAUAGCCAUUGUAUUGAGUGCCGAUACGGAUAACCAACAAGAUGAUGAGGCUUCUUAUCGUACAGAGCAUGCUUCCAUCCUCUCCCACCUGCCUGAGCAUAUCGACCCAGCCUUCACAAAUCUCUUCAUCCUGAUAUACGCCCCUGACCAGAAAUCUCUCCCUGCUCUCCCCACAACUUCUGCAUCGACCACUCUCUCAUCCUCUUACGCCUCUGUCUCCUACCCUGGUACAUCGUCUCCUGACCAGCCAUCUUCCUCACUGUUCGACGCACUAUGGCAAAAGUCCCAAUCUCUGGUGGACAAGCCUUCCCAAGUCCUCCCUUUCUCAACCCCCACUGGCUACAUCCACAUCCUGCGCCACCUCUCCCCCUCUCUGGUCUACCUAACAGAUGCCCCAUCGCUCUCCGGUCAACGUGGCGAGCACAUCCAGCAAUUGAAAGGCUGGGUCGGCCAAACAAUUCUCGUAGUCGGUGACGACGGCGCUGGCGGCCUGGUCGACACCGAAACAGAAACCGAAGACGAAGCACUGCAUAAAGGAAAAGCACCAGAGAGAAGCGACAAAUGGUGGGGGUCUUCAGAACUCGUCGGUCUAGGCAAAGACGUCGAAGUCGUAGAUAUCGGUCGCAUGGGCGAUGACUGGUGGAGAAGAGUGGGAAACUCGAAUUAA